GGAAUCAAAGAUGCAAAACACCGGAAACCUCGCUGGCAUCACACUAUUUAUUACCGGUGCGUCUAGAGGCAUUGGCAAGGCGAUAGCACUGAAAGCAGCUCGUGAUGGUGCCAACAUUGUGCUAGCGGCCAAAACAGCAGAGCCCCAUCCCAAGCUACCCGGAACUAUCUACACGGCUGCAGCGGAAAUUGAAGCGGCCGGUGGGAAGGCUUUACCAUGCAUUGUUGACGUACGCAGUGAGCAAGACGUACGUUCUGCGGUACAAAAAGCGGUGCAAACGUUCGGCGGUAUCGAUAUUGUGGUUAACAAUGCAAGCGCCAUUUCCCUGACUCCAACCGAGCAGACCGAUAUGAAGCGAUACGAUCUGAUGCACAAUAUCAACACCAGAGGCACGUUCUUAGUAUCAAAGGAAUGUCUUCCCUAUCUUCGCAAAAGCAAACACGCUCAUAUCCUGAACAUUUCGCCACCGCUCAACAUGGAACCACAUUGGUUUGGCAAUCACGUGGCCUAUACGAUGGCCAAAUAUGGUAUGUCUAUGUGUGUGCUCGGUAUGGCACGGGAGUACGAAAGUGCCAACAUUUCCGUAAACGCUUUGUGGCCACGUACAAUCGUUUACACGGCCGCUGUGGAGAUGCUUCACGGACAGGAAGGACAUCCGUACUCGCGCAAACCAGAAAUUAUGGCGGAUGCGGCGUAUGCCAUUCUUUGCCGAUCGCCAGGAAGGAGCACUGGCAACUUUUUCAUCGACGACGAAGUGCUGGCCGAGGAAGGAAUUACCGAUUUUGCACAGUAUGCUUGCGUUCCUGGGAACGCACUCAUACUUACCCCGGAUAUCUUUGUGAAUGAAAAGAAAUCGAAGCUCUAAUUUGAUGAAUAUGCUGCUUUCUUCCAUGGAGAA
Messenger RNA from Anopheles maculipalpis, 898 nucleotides. RefSeq names its product hydroxysteroid dehydrogenase-like protein 2. NCBI's taxonomy places the organism in Eukaryota, Metazoa, Arthropoda, Insecta, Diptera, Culicidae. The transcript has 4 exons. The record is from RefSeq and is a predicted model, not a curated record. Bases 11 to 865 code for a protein of 284 amino acids. Gene Ontology annotation, cellular component: mitochondrion.